CUCUUAUGGAAGUUAUGCAAUGCAAAACAUAAGGAAGGCAAUUUACGAGCUCGAUAAUAAUAAUGCUGCAGCUGGUUGGCAGUUGGCAGUUGGCAGUUGCCAGUUGACACACGGGACAAGAACCAAGAAUCGUAGAUACAGGGGAGCUCUUGGUUCUACCUCCGUAACCCUUCAACACCACUGCACCUUGCGAUGGAAUUUUGGUCUCGGAGGAUCUGGUCGCGGCCUGGAGAACGUGCCGGACUCGGCAGCAUCAACUUGAAGACCUUCUUCGCGAUAUUGACACAUCCACCAAAUCCGAAUUUCUUGGGAAGGUCGGGCUUGAGAAUACCUUGGAAUAAUUGCUGGUCGGAGAAUCUCAAUGUGGAUGAUCUUGUGAAAAAAACACAAGCUUUCGCUAGCUGAGCCCCUGCAUAUGCCGUGCGACUUACCCGACAUGCCACGACAAACCCCAAAGAAAGAAACAAUAUCACGUCUAUUGACUAUUUCAAAGAGAUUGAUAGGCCUUUUGUCAAGAUGUUUCUAUCUGAUAUGAAACUUGUAAAAGGUAUCUGCCCUGAGAUAAUUAGCGAAACAGGCAUAUAGGUACCUACCUCUUUGACAAUCGCCCGCAGGAGCAAGAACCAGUUCGAACAGUUUUAGUUCUGAUAUUUGUAUAAGUAAGUCCAGACCAAUGCUACGUUCUGCUUCCUGGCGAAAUCCUGUCUGUAUUUAAAUGGAAUAUGCCUUGGAGUGACUCUCUAGGUAUGUUGACCACGUGGGAGACUUUCAGUGUAUCCUACGUAUUACCGGUAUCCAAGCGAGACGACAUAACCUGAAGCGUGCAGCCCUCCCUAAAUGCCCUGUCCAUUUCAAUUGCCUUCCUAUUCACACACAACAACCACAGCCUCAGCUUCGACAGAGCAUCAUGGAUUCCUCUCAGCCAGCAACGGCGUCACCUACCACGACCUUCCAGGAUUUCCGACGCCUACCUCCAGAAUUGCGUAUCAUGAUAUGGCACUUAGCAGCGCGCCAAGUUCGCGUCGUCGAAAUUGAGCUGGUCAGCGCCAAGUUCAAAGGUUUAGGCUGGAUCGACAGAUAUACGUCCAAGACGCUUGCGCUUGGCAUCUUACACGCCUGCGGCGAGUCUCGCUGGAUAGGUCUCAAGAGAUACGAGAAGAUCAAAUUUGAUGGCAUCUUUUCUGGUUCUUACGUCAACUGGAAUGUCGAUUACAUCGGGUUCACACCAUCUAACUCCCAGGGUAUGUCCUGCUUGCUAAGAGACUUAGUUCACCGUUCAGACUCACGAAGAUGCGAGGUACUGAAGCGGUGUCACCGACUCAUUAGUUCUGAGCCCAUUCCGGAUAUAAAUCACUACUAUCAUAUUAGAAGGUUCCUCCAGGGUUUCAAAAACCUAGAGGAAAUCGAUUUCUUGUUCCCAGAACACGUUGGUGAUUGGAGGGAACGCAGCGGUAACAUCAAAAUUGCACCAAUGGUCAACGCCUUACCACACGAACAAAAGAAGAUGGAUGGAUAUAUGAAUGAUUCAAGACUCCAACUAAUCCGAGAAAAGAUACCUGGGUUCAAAGGAUUCGAUGCCAUGCGAUGUGUUAGAGAGCUCGGCAGACACCUGAGUUCUCCCGAGAUCACUGGUCGAGGUGUUUUGUACCCUGACAAAACAUUAAUUCUAUCGAGACCGAAGCUCCCAAAACGGGUCAACUUUAAAUCCUACAGACUACCAGAACUGGGAAACGCCGCGAAAGAUCUAGGACUGAGCGACAAAGGUCUGAAGAAAGACUUGAUCGUAAGGCUCGAAGCCGCAGACGUAUCACUCUUUCGGGAGGAGAUGAGAGAAUACCAGCUAGAAAUGCUGGAGUAUUCAGCAAAUGUUGACAGGCUGCUUGUGCUGCCAAAGGUACCCGGCCGAAAACCAUACGAGAACGACACCAAGAAGCAGUUAUGACAGAGCGCGCACGCGAGAGGUUUGAGCUAUAAUGGCAGCACGAAGGCUCUUGUGGUUCGUCUUCAGGCAUGGUGGGAGGCUGGUUAUCUGAAAAGGAAGAAUGCUUGGCACCAGGAGAUGGCGAUUUAUCAGAAGAUGAUGCGCCGUAUUGCUGGUCGUGGGUUUUUCUGAAGAAGUUUCGAGAGAACUGGCCGCCAUGGCCCAUGGUAAGAAUUGUUUUCGGCCUCAUUGAAUGGAGCAUUCACAACUUUGUCGAUAAUUGUCCUGGCAGGAGUGUUUGUCGAAUAAUAU
Molecule: messenger RNA, 2233 nt
Organism: Cadophora gregata
Lineage: Eukaryota; Fungi; Ascomycota; Leotiomycetes; Helotiales; Ploettnerulaceae
Exons: 3
Coding region: 908-1942 (344 amino acids)
Source: RefSeq, a predicted model, not a curated record